CUCACGGGUGUGAUCAUCCGAUCAACGCCGGACACUGACAUUACCAUGGUACGGCAUCAUACCAAGAACAAGCACGCUCCAAAGAACCAGGCGGAGCAAGCGGUCGCGGACGCGAAGCAGCUCGAUCGCUUUGCGGGAUCGAGCGAGGAAAGCGCUGCCGAAGACGACGACGUUUCGGUCGGAGUCCCCAAUGCGACAUCCCCAAUCCAUGCGCAAGAGUCCCUUUUGCUACAAAGCAACCGUCCCACCGCGACUACGAAAAAGCCUGCAAAUGAUCGCGAAAUUGAUAAUGUGCCACCUCGGGAGGAGUACAGCGCGGACGAAGAAUCAAAAGUCGAAUCGGAGCACGAUGACGACGGUGACGCAAUUUUGACCAAAUCCGCCGGCAUGGCGAGUGCCAUGUCCCGAAUUCUCGGAACCGAUGAAGGUCCGGGAUCGUCCAAGACUACAUUGGGUGCGAAACCUGUCGUGUUGGCCAAAACGACGACACCCCUCCAGCGCCAGGCGGCGCGGGAAAAAGAAUCCGUCAAGGCCGCCCAGGAAAAGCGACGGGCGAACCGGGAACGCACGUUGCAAGCCUGCCACGUGCCCUUAUCCGUGGCCACGACGUCGCACGUGGAUGAUUCCAACAAUGCUGGGGCUGCACUGGUACAAGAGCUGGAACAGGAACGCUCGCAUCGACGAGUGGCCACCAGAGGAGUGGUGGCCCUGUUCAACGCUAUCGCCCAACAUCAGCACCAGGUGGUGGAACCGGAAGCACCGUCUAGUCAAAUCAGUAAUAAGAAAGACUCCGUCAAGAAACUGACCAAGCACGGAUUCUUGGACAUGAUUAAAAGCAAAGCGGCGGCCCAAAAAGAGGACGAUAUGGCCAAAACGUCCAAGGGGGGUCCUGAUUCACGACGCACCACAGCCUCGGAUGCGGAGAAACCACAAUGGAACGCAUUGCAGGAUGACUAUCUAAUGAAUCCCAAAAAGAACUGGGACCAGGAAGACUCCUCUGAAGAAGACGGCAGUGGUAACGAAAGCAAACAACGCCCUGGUCCUCCAAAAAAGGCACGCAAGGCUCGCUAA
Messenger RNA from Phaeodactylum tricornutum CCAP 1055/1, 1071 nucleotides. RefSeq lists its product with no specific name. NCBI's taxonomy places the organism in Eukaryota, Bacillariophyta, Bacillariophyceae, Surirellales, Neidiaceae. Bases 46 to 1071 code for a protein of 341 amino acids. The transcript has a single exon. Gene Ontology annotation, cellular component: preribosome, large subunit precursor. The record is from RefSeq and is a predicted model, not a curated record. Gene Ontology annotation, biological process: maturation of LSU-rRNA; maturation of 5.8S rRNA.